AUGGGAAACAAGCAACUGGAUAGGCAUUCGGUGAUGGAGAUACACCAAAAAACAAACCUUCCGAUCAGAGAAAUUAAAGAAUGGUAUGCUCUGUUUUAUCGACAAUUCCAAGAUGUCAGAAUUUCAAAAGAACGAUUUGCUUCUGCAAUGAAAAUACAGAAUCUUCCUUCAAGUUAUGAAGUCAUCAGCCCGGCUUCAUCUUUGCCAUCCUCAACCAUUCAAAACGGAGGCGAAGAUAAACAACAACAACAACAGAUGACAACUCAAUCAUGGGACACCUCUAAUUAUGAUCAAUCUGAAAAACCAACACUACCCAAUAGAAAUGGAGAAGAAACAAUUUCAACAACAUCAACAGCACCACCAGAGGCUCAGGGUAGCCCAAAUUUUAAUCAACGCCAAGAGAACAUAACAGGUACUUCCUCUCCACAGCCAGGUUCACAAAACAACUCAAGUACCAUUUCCAAGAAUUCUUUCAAUACUUCACCCGGUGUAAUUUCUUUUCCUGAUCUCAUGUUUGAAACGUCACACGUGAUGGCCUCUAAAUAUUUCUUUGCUCACGAAUAUUUGCCACCCAAACGAACACAUGCUCAUUUCCAUAAUCUUUUACCAACUUAUGAUAUUUAUGCAAAAGGAAACAAAGUAAUAACUGCAGAUUUUGUCUUUACCACUAUAACAUGUCCUCAACUUGUGGAAGAUACUGAUAAUCCGUCACGAAAGAAACAACACUCCUCGUCAAGCCUUUCAUUUCGUGACAUGGCCAUAUUUUUCGAAAUCAUUUAUAAUUAUCUACAAUUAAGGCCAUUUGAGCUUGAGAAACUUCCGAAACAUUUGCAAGAUCCAGACUCUUGUGCGAGAUUUGUCUUUCAAAAUAUAUUGAAUCAUUUUGGUAUUGAUUGCACCAAAGAAAGCAUGGAGACAAAAACUGUUUCCAAGUCACAAUUUAUCGACUAUUGUACUUUUAAAAUGUCACAAGAAGGAGACAUUUCAAAUUAUGCGAAUAGCGCCCAACAGAUGUGA
Messenger RNA from Naegleria fowleri, 1017 nucleotides. RefSeq lists its product as uncharacterized. The coding region runs from base 1 to 1017 and encodes 338 amino acids. The record is from RefSeq and is a predicted model, not a curated record. The transcript is spliced from 2 exons. NCBI's taxonomy places the organism in Eukaryota, Heterolobosea, Eutetramitea, Acrasida, Naegleriidae.